CAAAAGUGCAUAUUAGCUAACCCUUAACUAUAUUCCUAACCUGCUAUGUUAAUUCUCAUAACCUACGAAAAGUGAACUAUGACAAAAGCUGUAUCCAUCUAGUCAAAACCGAGUGGAAAUAUCAACCGGAUGCUUCAGAUUUAUACAUCCGGUGAAACAUCUGGCUACUUGUUCUAUCUGUGGCCAUGUUGCACCAACGGGCUUACGGUGAAGUUAUCUCAAAAAUAUGGUUUAUACGGUUUCAAACAACACUGAGGUCGAGUUCGCAACAGGUUUGCGUCCGGCUUCUCCCCAGCCCUGGCUCUUUCUUCGACGAACCGGUGCACGUGAAGGUAGAUGGACUUUCUCCCCACCAGAAAGUAGAGUUGAGGUCCAAACUCAAGGACGAUAAAGGGGUCAUUUUCAGAGCUUCCGCUCUGGUCGCUGCAGAUGCUAGCGGACAGGUGGACCUGUGUCGCUCUCCCUCUCUGGGCGGCAGCUACACGGGAGUUGAAUCCAUGGGCUUGUUUUGGGCCAUGGCGGCCGAGACUCCACACAGCAAACUGUUAAAAAAAAAUGUUUUGGGUUCAAUGAUGGUUGACAUAGAAGUGCUGCAUGGGGACACAGGUGAGCUCUUGGCCACAGAGACCAACGAGAGGCGGUUCAUGACGGAAGGGGUAAGGAGAAUACCGUUGGGCAUGAAAGAAGGGAGAAUUCGGGGAGUCCUCUUUCUACCACCCGGGCAGGGUCCAUUCCCCGGUGUACUGGAUGUGUAUACUCUGGGUGGAGGUAUAUCAGAGGUCCGGGCCAGUCUGCUGGCUAACAAAGGCUUUGUGGUUCUGGCUCUGGCCUACUAUGGCUUCCAGGACCUGCCCAGAACAGUGCCCAAAUACUUUGACCUGGAGUACUUUGAAGAGGCUAUCACUUUCCUGAGGCAACAGCCACAGGUACAGGGUCCAGGAAUAGGAAUCCUGUCCAUCUCGAAGAGUGGGGAUCUGGCUCUGUCCAUGGCCUCUUUUCUCUCUGGCAUCUCAGCCACAGCCUGGAUCAACGGCAGCAACGCUAAUACGGUGGUGCCACUGCACUACAAAGACCUCAUCAUCCCUUCCAUCACGCCUAUUGUUGAGAACGUCACCUUCUCCCCGUCCGGCAUCCUUGACAUCCGAGACGCCUUACCGGACCCAGAGACUGAGGUGAACCGCGGUUCCGUGAUCCCAAUAGAGCGUUCCAGUUCUAGGUUCCUCUUCGCCGCCUCUGAGGACGACAGGAACUGGAACAGCUGUCUCUUCGCCCAACAGGCCGCCGCCCGGCUGAGGCAUCAUGGGAAAGAGAACUUUGAGGUGGUGAUGUACCCCAGGGCGGGGCAUUUUCUGGAAGUACCCUACAUGCCCCACUGCCCGUCUGGCUUCCAUCCCGCGGUUGGUCAAGUGGUGGUGUUUGGGGGAGAGGCUAAAGCCCACCAUCAGGCUCAGCUGGACCUGUGGAGGAGGGUCCAGGAUUUCUUCAGGAAACACCUGAAGGGGAACAACACUGGCGAAAAAGCUACGUUAAAUACUAGAGGAUUACGCUCCACCAUCCAGGCAAGCACACUCUCCUCUGCUUCUCCUUCCAUGGCUCCUCCAAGAACAAGAAUGAAGCAGAUUUUGUGACCACAGUGUCAGCACAAAUCCUGAUGAAUGAGCUCCCUGCUUGUUAUGACUGACAUGGGACUGUGGUCAAAGACAGAAGAAGAUUGUUGCGGCUUUAUGUCCCACCCGGGACGAAGAGGACUAGGUAGAGACACGUAUGAUUGGUCGUAAUGUGUCAGGGACCUUCUCACAAUGGUCUCACUGUGAUUUUGUGAGUGUCAAGUUUAGUGCCCAUUGACUCAUGUCCUCUAUUUAUCCUGUCUUUAUUUUAAUAAAGACAGGUUUGAUAUUGUUGAGUCAUAUUGUUGGAUGCAACAAUGACAAUUCAGCCCAGAAGAUAAAACCUGAGGACAGUCAGAACACAGCAAUUCCUGCAGAUGGAUGUGUAAAAAGACAGAAGAGGUGUAGGACAAUAGGACACCAUGUCGUCACUGAAAUAUCUAGAUCAACAAAACAUAGCCGGAUCUUAAACUGAUCCCCAUAGAAUUGAAAGUGAACAGACAAAUCCGUCACACAGAACCCCUCAGUUUUAAGUCAGCCUAAACAGUGGUCUAAAAAGCACAGUGUGGGGUCUCUGUGUGCAGUGGUGACGUUACUCAUGCUCGAGUAAUCCAAGCUUUUUCCCCCUCUGAUAUCGUUGUUCAAGAACUAUUUGAGGAACAGCGUGUUCAUUGAAGAUUAGCCAGGAAAGAGAGGAGACAGGGCUCCCCCAUUCUAAGACAUUGUAGUUCCCCCUGCAUGGGCAGCCGUGAGACAUUCUCCUCUGUUUGACCCAGCUGAUCUGGGCCUGUCCGGCAGCACUCCAGUGUGACCACAGGCUUUAGAUGGGCCUGAUUGGCUCAGCGGGUGGCUAAUUGGAUAAGCUUUUAAUCUUCACACUAUCUCCGCCCUGCUGGAUCAGAGGCACAGGGAGGCAGAGAUCAGUCCUUUGGUUUAAUACUUAGUAAACAUUUCAGGACUUAGUAAACAUUAUGGACAACAGAAUCAUGACUCACUAAAGAUAACUAACAGGAUGCAUUCAGAUGAUAAUGAUUUAAUCUGAUUUGGGGACUGUGGAUUAUAUGACCAUUUUGACCUCAUGUAAGCAUAUUUUUUAAUCAGUAUUUAGAUUGGAAUCAGACAUAAUUAAAAUUAAAUUAAGAGAUUUAAACCAAUCUGAAAGGACAAUGUAGACAAGUGUUGAAGUCUCUGUUAUUCUACUUGGAUUGCCUCAAUUUACAUAAAGUCCACAUACUGUGACAUACAGUUGUUUUUUACCAAACCACAAAUAAACUCUUUCUCAUCUGGCUUCAAUGGCCCUGCACUGCCUGUAGACUGUCAUUCCAGCA
Oncorhynchus mykiss (rainbow trout) is the source of this 2935-nucleotide messenger RNA. RefSeq names its product acyl-coenzyme A thioesterase 1. Gene Ontology annotation, molecular function: fatty acyl-CoA hydrolase activity. Gene Ontology annotation, biological process: fatty acid metabolic process; acyl-CoA metabolic process. The record is from RefSeq and is a predicted model, not a curated record. NCBI's taxonomy places the organism in Eukaryota, Metazoa, Chordata, Actinopteri, Salmoniformes, Salmonidae.